CCAGUGCGGGCUUCAAAAUAAUCAUCAUUACAAGCCUAUAAAAAUAAAAGCAAUUAUGUUGCAAGUCUCAAACGAGGUCACGAUGAAACGGAAGAUCCCCGCGUUGUGUGUCAUUUUAAAGUGAUCCUCUGUUCACUGAUAAGCGCAUCAGAAAGCAAGUGAAACAAGAGCGAGCACCACGCAAGCGCGCAAAGAAGAGACCUGACACCUGAUUUUUUUAGGGGUGUCUUUAGUGUUUUCAGGUUUUAAGUCAGAUAAUCUGUGCUUUUGAAGGCCUCCACGGUGCAGUGAGGCAGGCAUCGUGGAUUAUUAUCACCAUGGACAAACGGAGAAAAGAGGACAGAGCCCUGCGUUGACUUUUGAAGCAAUGUGCAGAGUCUUGGCAACGCUAUAGCGCUACACUAUCCGUGUUACUGUUUUUUCGGUUCUGUUUUGUUCUAUUUUUUACUGUCUGCCACAUCUCAACAUUAUAAGUCAAAUAUCUGUCGAUAAGAAAAAGAGCAGGGUGUUGUCAGAGAGAGGGAUGAGAGGAGGAGGGGGGCAGUAUGAGGUGUGCUUUUUUUGGAAAAGCCGGAGACAGACGGACACCGAGAAGGUGUAUUGAUGUGCGAAAGCCUGCGACGCGUUACUCUCCCGAUAAAAAAUUGUGAUAAGGGAAGAAAUGGCCUAGUUAAAACAUCACCGAGACACCGACAGAGGACACAAAACAAGAAGCGGUUUUUAUAUGGACGGGCCAUCAUCAUCAUCAUCACCAUCAUCAUCAUUCUGGUGCGUGCAUCGAGCCUUGUAGGUGUGAUUGGCUUCCUCGUUGCAGCCCUGGGCCUAUCAGGAGCUCCCAAGAAGCAGACGGAUGAGACCAAAGAGUCUACUUGAGGAUGCUACCUAUCCCACCAUCUAGGGAAACGCUGUCUGCACCUCUGAUGUUAACCUGUCACCUUCCACAAAUCCUCUUUCUGCCUACUUUAUCUCUAAUAACCCACUGACUCUGUGAUCCCUCUCUACACCCAACUGAAGCCCUAGUGAUAUGACUAAAAGAGUCUUUAUUUUGGACAUGUUGUUUUUUCCUAUGAAUGCUGCCAGCCACCAAGGCUAUGGUGGAAAGCGACGUAACAGCUCUCAGCAGAUCUCAGAUCAUUGUCUGGUAUGGCUUUUGGGGCUAGUGCUACACCUGGCUCUCUCUUCAUGUCAGCGAGUUGACCUGAAACACCCCAUAGUAAGCACAGGGUAUGGAAAGUUGCGUGGAAUCAGGAAGGAGCUCAACAAUGAGAUCUUGGGUCCCGUAGAACAGUACUUGGGCGUGCCAUAUGCCACAGCACCUAUCGGCGAGCGUCGUUUCCAGCCCCCUGAGGCACCAGGCUCCUGGCAGGAGAUCCGUAAUGCUACUCAUUUUGCACCCGUGUGUCCCCAAAACGUGCACGGGGUAUUGCCUGAGAUCAUGCUACCUGUGUGGUUCACAGACAACCUGGAUGCAGCAGCGACCUAUGUGCAGAACCAGAGUGAGGACUGCCUGUACCUCAACAUCUACGUACCCACUGAAGAUGGUCCACUCACAAAAAAACACGAUGAGUCUACAAUGAACAGGCCGAGGGAUGAAGAUAUCCGUGAUCGCCGUAAGAAGCCAGUGAUGCUGUUCAUCCAUGGGGGCUCAUACAUGGAGGGCUCAGGGAACAUGUUUGACGCCAGUGUCCUCGCUGCCUAUGGAAAUGUCAUCGUGGUCACCAUGAACUACCGCCUUGGUGUGCUUGGGUUUCUGAGCACAGGGGACCAGUCUGCUAAGGGGAACUAUGGCUUGUUGGACCAGAUCCAGGCUCUGCGCUGGCUCAAUGAAAACAUCGGCCACUUCGGAGGAGACCCAGAGAGAAUCACUAUCUUUGGCUCCGGAGCCGGCGCCUCCUGUGUUAACCUUCUCAUCCUCUCCCACCACUCCGAGGGUCUGUUUCAAAGGGCCAUCGCCCAGAGUGGAUCAGCAAUCUCCAGCUGGUCAGUCAACUACCGACCACUGAUGUACACCAGGGACCUUGCCAAGAAGGUCGGCUGCAGUCUGGGAGACAUGGCCGAGCUGGUGGACUGCCUGAGGAGGAAGAGCUUCCGGGAGCUGGUGGACCAAGACAUCCAGCCCAAUCGCUACCACAUUGCCUUCGGGCCUGUGGUGGACGGGGAUGUGGUGCCGGAUGACCCUGAGAUCCUCAUGCAGCAGGGAGAGUUCCUCAACUAUGACAUCUUGCUGGGUGUCAACCAGGGGGAGGGCUUGAAGUUUGUGGAUGACAGCGAAGGAGAGGACGGGAUAUCGGCAGCCUCUUUUGACUACACCAUCUCCAACUUUGUCGACAAUCUAUACGGAUAUCCUGAUGGUAAAGAUAUCCUGAGGGAAACCAUCAAGUUCAUGUACACAGACUGGGCUGACAGGGACAACAGUGACAUGCGCAGGAAGACCCUCCUGGCUCUGUUCACAGACCACCAGUGGGUAGCGCCGGCAGUAGCCACUGCCAAGUUGCACGCCGAGUUCCAGUCACCUGUCUACUUCUACACCUUUCACCACCAUUGUCAGACUGAGGCAAGGCCCGAGUGGGCAGAUGCAGCCCAUGGAGAUGAGAUCCCCUAUGUUUUCGGGAUUCCCAUGGUGGGAGCAACAGACCUGUUUCCCUGUAAUUUCUCCAAGAAUGAUGUGAUGCUCAGCGCUGUGGUCAUGACCUACUGGACCAACUUCGCCAAGACAGGGGAUCCUAACCUACCAGUUCCUCAGGACACCAAGUUCAUCCACACCAAGCCGAACCGCUUUGAGGAGGUUAUCUGGACCAGGUUCAGCUCCAAAGACAAGCAGUACUUGCAUAUUGGCCUUAAGCCUCGCGUCAGAGACAAUUACCGGGCCAACAAGGUGGCCUUCUGGCUGGAGCUGGUGCCACACCUCCAUAGCCUCCAUAUCGACCCACCCAUCACAACGCGUCUGCCACCUGGAGGCACCAACCGAUGGAAGGGAACUGGCACCCGAACCACACGACACCCUGUAAUCUCCACUUAUCCCCCCGAUCCUGAUCCCGACAGUUCAGAGCGGCCUCGCUACUCUCCUUUUCCAGGUGAGACUAGGGACUACUCUACUGAGCUGAGCGUCACAGUGGCCGUGGGCGCCUCACUCCUCUUCCUCAAUGUGCUCGCCUUUGCCGCACUUUACUACAAACGAGAUAAGCGCCACGAACUUCUGCAGAGACGCCACCGCCGCCUGUCCCCACAACGUGGCGCCGCAAUGGGCAUGGGAGUCGGCAUAGGAGUAGUAGGGGCCCCACCGCACAAUGACCUGGCACUGAGCCAGGAGGAGGAGCUUAUGUCACUGCAGAUGAAGCAGCAAAGAGUGGAGCUGGAGCACGGCACGCCCCUGCCUUCCCGUGGCGUCCAUGGUGACCUGGAACCCCUGCGGCCACCCGUGUGCCCACCUGACUACACGCUAGCCCUGAGGCGGGCACCGGAGGACGUGCCACUGAUGACGCCCAACACCAUCACCAUGAUCCCCAGCACCAUCAGCGGCAUGCAGCCCCUCCACCCCUUCAACACGUACCCCCCUGUCCCCGCCCCAUCCACUACGCCCGUCCCCAGCCACAGCAACAAUGCCCUACCGCACCAACACUCCACCACCCGCGUAUAGGACCAGGCACAACCUCUGCCACCCAACUCUGGGCUUACAGAGAUGCACCACACACUUCUCCUCUCUUCUCCUUUCACUAUCACCACCCUCUCUUCUUUACUGUUCUUCUCUUUAUCUUUGUCUUUUCUCAUUAAGCCCUCAAGUAAAGCUGCAGUUUGUAAGAUUUUAAGCAGUGAAAUACCUCUAAAAUGUAAUCAUGAAUCAAGAUGGUUGAUUAAAAAAGCUCCUUUGCCAAAAGCUUGUCAUUAUAGGUUACUGCUUUGCCCCAUUAGAGCACUUUCGGUAUCUGGUGUUGAGGUCAGACACCAAAUAUGCAGCUUUAAGCUUGUAGCUCUCUCUUAAAGAGGCACAGAGCUGAUCACAAUCAGGCAAUUUAUGUGUAGCUCGUUUAGAACGCAUGUGUUGUUGUAUCAGUGUAAAACUAUGUUUAACAUGGAAUACAAAUGUCCAUUUUCAUCCAUCACUUGGUGCACAGAUUAUACAGUAGCUAGCAGUUUUGUAGGAGGCAACAUAUGCCCCCCUCCCCAAAAGAAAAAGCGUCUCUCAUAAACAGUGAUUUCUUGAAACUUACAAAUUGCAGCUUUUAAGGCCCAAUCUGGAACUGGAAUCCUGUGUUGAGCUUAACUGCAUAUCUUUUUUUUUUUUUUUUUUUUUUUUUUUUUUAUAAUUCUAAUUUUUAUUCUUAUUUCUAUUUUACUGUGAAAUGUAUAGACUGAGCUGUGGGCAGUGGACAGCGUCUGACAGCUAAGCAUGAUAAGUAAUAUGUUUUAAAUGCAUUUUAAAAAUUUAAGAUUCCUUGUUGCCAUUUUUCUUAUUCGCAAAUAAAUCGAAUUGUGCUUUGAGUUAUGGUGGGAUCUGAGAGUCGUGAUUCUUCAUUGGCAAGUCCUACCUUUUCAAAAAAUAGGCAUAUCCAUAAAUGAUAUGUUCAAACCCUUUCCAGAUUGGGGCUUUAACUCCUGGGCUGUACAGGAAAUGACUGAAUCACACUCAGUCUGUGGGAUGCAACCUGGAAUCCAGGCUUCCCAUUAGAGCUCACUCGAUCUCGGCCACACAGGCUCUAACCGUGUCCAUCUCUUUAUUUGUUACUCACUCACUAUCUCUCUGUCUGUACCCUUUUCCAGCCCAGAUAACUGGUCCUCCUUUCUCUGCCUCACACUCUUUUCUCUCUGCAUCUGCUCUUGUAGCUCUUCUUUUUUUUUUUUUUUUUUUUUUGAUCACCUCCUUAACAUAAUCGCUCCACUUUCAUUUCCAUCUCCACGUCUUUCCUCUUUCUCGCAAUCACUUCUAGACUCCUUUUUUCCUUGUAGGAGUCUUUUAUACAAAAAAAGAACACAAAUGUAAAUGAUGUAUUAUUGAUAAAUUGUAAGGAUAUGAAUGAAAAAAGUGAUAUUCUGAUAUCUCGUUUUUACCAGCAUUCUUGGUGCCAAGUACUGUGAUAAAGUUCCUCUCUCACUGGGGUCCAAUGGACCACCUAGAGAGGCCCAUCCUGACUCUAUCUUACAAAAGGAAUUACCAUCAUAAAAAGUGCCAACCCCUUCAUCUUUCUUUUUGAUCCUCACUUUUUUAAAAAUUACACUCAGUGUUGCACUGUGGCUGGUCUCUUCUUCAAGGGAAAUCAGAUUAAAUAUAUCCUCGUUUUAAAAAAAAAAAAAGAAAAGAGAAUAUGAAGAUUUAUUAACUAGUUUGCUGUCUGGGAUAUUUGCAUGAUUUUUUUCUAAAGAGUGUGGACAGAGAAGUUUUUUUGUUUUGUUUUGUUUUGUUUGUUUGUUUUUUCAUCUUGAUUUUCAUGUUUUGCCUUGUUUCAUCAUUGAUUGAUUUGGAAAUCAUUUUCAUUUCCUUGUUUUUUAAUAUCAACUGCACUUUGUGGUACUUCAAAGGGUAUUAAAAUAUUAAGAGAUGAAUAAUGUGUAAAACUAUGAUUAUAACAAAAAGAGUAAAUAAUUCCUGUAUUUUAUUUUAUUUUUUUCGACUCCUAACACUGAGGCUGUGCCGCAAACAACCAGAAAAAAAAAAAAAAACUGAUGAAAGCCGCCUUCUUUCCCCUUCUUUUCGCUCUGUUUCUCUUAUCUUUGCAGCUGUGAAGUUUGCACAGUCAUUGUAUCUCAAUCUCACCUGAAGAUAGCACUUUUUUUUUAGUUAUUAAAAAAUGACUACUUUACAUGAAUAGUCUCAAUGGUAAAAAUGAAUAGAAUUUUAUUCUCCCUAAAAUAAGGUUUUUGUCUGUGAUUGACAUUAACCACAUGCUUCAAGUGUUUGAAGACUGCCUGACACUUAUCUUUUUGUCUGCUCUUGGGUUUUUAUUUUUGUUUGUUUGUUUGUUUUCUUUUGUUUUCUUUUGUUUUUUUCAAGAGUCUCCUUUCCUCCAGGCGGGAGAAAGGGGUAAGAUAUAUUUACAACGGUCAAAAGUUGAGAAAGCCUUCUACGCGCUUUUCAGAUCUUUCGCACAAUUGAACACAGAGACAGGGCGCGCUCUGGACAAUAAUGAAACAACACUGUUACGAAAGUGACAUUGGGACAACCCUGGAGAAACGCAGACAGUGAUCCAGUGGUGACGAUGAAACGGCUCCUCCACAGUGAUCUGUCGGUGCACAGAGGAUGUAUUUGAAAAAGAAAAAACAAAAAAAACAAAAAACAAAACCUGGGUUUAAAAAAAAAUCUUUAUCAACAGACAUUUCUCAUACACCAUACACCACAAAACCAAGGCUAGCGGGAUGAAUUCCUCCUCCUUGUCCUGUUCUGUAUCCUGUGGACUCAGGAUAACACCGCUCUGGACCCAGACUGCCAUCCCUCACACUGGACUGCAGAGAGCUGAGAGGACAAAAGAACAAAAAACCACUCACGAGAAAACAAACUGUACAUUUUUUAAGUGUAAGAGAACAAACUGGAAUUUGUAAAUAUUCUGUUUAUUGUUUGGUUUGAGUGAUUGGCCAAAUCUUUUCGUUGUGACAACAGGUGCAAGUUUAGACGAUUUAAGCGAUUUUAGCAUCCGACGCGUACGUUUGAUUCUCUUUCGUUUUCCUAGAUCUCAAGGGCAAAUCACAACAGGCCAUGGGCACUUGCAUACGUUUAUUAAUUAACAUACAUGAAUAAUCUGUCAGUGAAAAAAAGAAAAAAAUCACAGCAUGGUUGAGGUCAGCAUAAAUGUGAAAAGGAAUGCCUCUGGCUCAGGUUUGCCUAGAUAUUGUGAAAUAAAUGCAUACGGCUCUUAUUGCACAUGGCUGUCUGAAGCAUAAGUUACACAUCUGGCACUGUCCCAUCAGUCGUGAAGGCAGCUUUUGAGUGGAAUGAGUCUUUUCAUCGGGUAAAAAGCCAAAGAACAGCCACAGAGAACACAGAUGUGUGACGGGAAAACAGGGACGACUGAAGAAGUGAGGCAGAAGAACAAAGAGACGGAGCCGUAGGUUUAAAAUGUGCUCGAAUCGAACCGCAGAACAGAGAAUUUCACUUGUGAUGCUGUUUGGAGGAACAGAAACUGUUAGUGUCUCACAUUGUCUUGAGCACUGACAUGCAGUACAAACCCAGAGUUGUAAGGUUGUGAAACGCUUUGUACUUUUUUUGUCUUAUUUUGGACUCUAUACAGUGUGGUUGUUUUUUGCUGUCUUUUACAAUUACGUCUCAUGCACAUUAUGUCGAAGUCAUACUCUGGGAUCAGUGACCCACCUGUUUGCUGUAAAUUUGAGUUGCCCAGGCUUCCAAAAAAACUGCAUUACAAAGAAAAGUAUUUUUUUGGAAACUAGAGUUGGAACAGCCAACAAAAUAUGGAAGCACACCCACCAAGUUUACAUGUUUACACAACAGUUUUGAUGUUGGCUUAAGGUAAGGGAAG
This is a messenger RNA of Myripristis murdjan (pinecone soldierfish), 7463 nucleotides long. It is a transcript of the gene nlgn2b, whose product is annotated as neuroligin 2b. The record is from RefSeq and is a predicted model, not a curated record. The transcript is spliced from 9 exons. Bases 1025 to 3637 code for a protein of 870 amino acids. Lineage: Eukaryota; Metazoa; Chordata; Actinopteri; Holocentriformes; Holocentridae. Gene Ontology annotation, cellular component: membrane. Gene Ontology annotation, molecular function: neurexin family protein binding.